CUGUGUGACUCCUCUCCCUGUGUGCCUCCAGUUGGCCAGGACCACUCCGACCUGGUGGCCGACCUGCUGAAGGAGCUGUCCAAUCACAACGAGCGCUCGGAGGAGCGGAAGGCCGCCCUGGUGGAGCUGCUGAAGAUCACGCGGGAGGACAACAUGGCCGAGAUCCUGAGGAACCAGCCGGCCCGCUUCAAGAACUACGCUGAGCUGACCAUCAUGAAGACGCUGGAGGCCCACAAAGACUCCCACAAGGAGGUGGGCCGCCCCCCCAUGCAGCCCGGGCCGUUCAGGGCCAGAUAG
Molecule: messenger RNA, 297 nt
Organism: Menidia menidia (Atlantic silverside)
Lineage: Eukaryota; Metazoa; Chordata; Actinopteri; Atheriniformes; Atherinopsidae
Source: the annotation of a GenBank genome assembly